UAAUGGACAAGUUAAUUAAUGAAUGGGUUUCAUUCCGGUUGUUGUUAACUGACUGUUGACGAAAGGUUGUUAUUGUUCUAGCCUUCGGACAAGUUUUUUAUUUUUCAAAUUUAUUGAUAAGCAGUCAUUCAUUCCAAAUCUCCUCGGGCUCGGUUCGUGACUGAUACAAAUCCAGAUAAACAUUUCCAAAAAUAUGGUACAGCAAUGGGAACUAACAGCGGAGGAAAUAAACGAAAUUGCAAAGGAAUUCAAACGAGUUGGUGAUAACACAUACCUAGAUCAUGCUGGUACCACUUUAUACAGUGAGCGUCAAGUGGAUGCGGCAUGUAAAAUUCUAAAGGAGAAUUUAUUUUGCAAUCCACAUACGUGCAAGAUAACAGGAGAUAUGGUUGAUCAAGUUCGUUACAGAAUUCUGCAACAUUUCAAUGCCGAUGCCAGUGAUUACAGUUGUAUUUUCACAGCCAACGCAACGGCAGCUCUUAAAUUGUUGGCUGAGACAUUUAAUUUUGGUGCCGAUGAUGACCAAGGAAAUUUUUAUUACUGCCAGGAGAACCAUACUUCAGUAUUAGGCAUGAGAGAGUUGGUGAAAACGAAAAAUCAAUUCGUCUUAACCAAAGAUGAACUAUUACUUAAUCUCAAUGAAUGCCGUGACAAAACAUUCCCUUCCAAGGAUGAGAAUGCCAAAUCGUUGGUAGUGUUCUCAGCCCAAUGUAAUUUCAGUGGUUAUAAAAUGCCUUUGGAACUGGUGUCAAAAAUUCAACAGCAUGGAUUAGUUAAUGAAGGUUUGCAGGUGGCUGGUCAAAAAAUAAAGGAAACGAAGAAGCCCAGUAAAUUUUAUGUUUGUUUGGAUGCAGCAGCAUUUGUGGGUACCAGUUAUUUGGAUUGUUCCAAAGUAAAACCAGAUUUCUUUUGUGUCUCGUUUUACAAAAUGUUUGGUUAUCCCACAGGUGUGGGAGCUCUCAUAGUCAGCAAAAGAGGCCAAGAAGCUUUGGAAAAACAUUAUUAUGGCGGCGGUACUGUUAAUAUUGCAAUGACACGAGAAAAUUUCCAUGAGAAACGUUCUGGCUUUAUAUCGCGUUUUGAGGAUGGUACCCUGCCAUUUCUAUCAAUUGUUUCUAUACUGGAAGGAUUUAAAACCGUGGAACGUUUAAUACCAUCUAGAGAGGGAAAGUCAACAAUUGAACGUAUUAGCUGUCAUGUUUUCCAGCUUGCCCAGUAUGCCUAUAGGAAAUUGUCCACCCUAAGGCAUAGUAAUGGUCAACCAUUAUUACAGUUUUAUAAUCAUAAUGGUUAUGAGGACAAACAAUACCAAGGAGGUGUUUUAACAUUCAACAUUUUGCGCAAGGAUGGAUCUUAUAUUGGUUUUGCUGAGGUUGCAUGCUUGGCAGCCGUACACAAUAUCCAAUUGAGGACAGGAUGUUUUUGUAAUCCUGGUGCCUGUCAAGGCUUUUUGCAGUUGAGCAAUGAUGAUAUACGCAAACAAUAUGAAUCAGGUCAUAUCUGCAGUGAUUAUAAUGAUCUGGUGGAUGGUGUGCCAACUGGUGCCGUACGUAUAUCCGUUGGUUAUAUGACUCGCAAAGAGGAUCUUGAUCAAGUUAUAGAAAUGAUAGAAAAAUGCUACCUAAGUACCGAGACAACAGAGAAACGUUUGGCUUUAAUUGAUGCCAGUCGAUUGCCAGCAGCUUUACAACAUAUUCCCGAAAGAUUAAAACCUCAGCUGAAAGAGGUGUGUAUAUAUCCCAUUAAAUCUUGCGGCAGCUUUAAAAUUCAAGAACCCUGGCCUUUGCAACCUACGGGUUUAGCAUAUGAUCGAAAUUGGAUGAUUGUGGAUGCUACGGGCAUGGCCAUCACACAAAAGCAUCAUUCUCGUUUGUGCCUUAUCAAGCCUGUGUUACUAUUACAAAAAGGACUAUUGGAAAUUAGUUUUCCUGGCAUGUCAUCUGUUUAUGUUCCCAUUGAUUUAGAGGAGCAGGAAAAUAAUGCUACUGUCAACUCUACCCUGUGUCAGAGUAAAGUCUGUAAUGACUUAGUCACAGGUUAUGACUGUGGCGAUGAAGUUGCCCAUUGGCUGGAGGACUGUUUGGAAACUCCAGGUCUACGCUUAAUUAAACAACACAAACAAAGAAAGUCACAAGAAGGCGGCACAAAAGAGAUAUCCUUAGCAAAUCAAGCACAAUUCCUUCUUAUCAAUCGUUCUUCCGUCCAGUGGUUGGCACAAAAAGUAACCAGCGAAAAGGAACCACUACAAAACACCAUAGAUCGUUUUCGGGCAAAUUUUGUCAUUGAAACGAGUAGUGCUUUUGAUGAAAAUGACAUGGAAAUGUUAAGCAUAGGCGAUACCACUUUUAAUGUUGAUGGUUUUUGUACUCGAUGUCAAAUGAUAUGCAUUGAUCAGCAUAGCGGUCAAAAGACAACAGAACCUUUGCGCACAAUAGCCCGAGAAUUUGAGGGUAAAAUACGUUUUGGCAUCUAUCUAUCGCUGCGUGAUGUUCCCAAGGAAGGAUCGUAUUUAUCACUGGAUGAAAAACUUAUUAUAACGAAAAAACAAACUAAAUAAAGAAAAAAUAUUUUUAUUAAAAA
Molecule: messenger RNA, 2580 nt
Organism: Musca domestica (house fly)
Lineage: Eukaryota; Metazoa; Arthropoda; Insecta; Diptera; Muscidae
Gene: mal
Product: molybdenum cofactor sulfurase 3
Exons: 4
Coding region: 194-2557 (787 amino acids)
Biological process (GO): Mo-molybdopterin cofactor biosynthetic process
Molecular function (GO): molybdenum cofactor sulfurtransferase activity; molybdenum ion binding; pyridoxal phosphate binding
Source: RefSeq, a predicted model, not a curated record